UCAAUCCUUUUUUGUAAAAAAGCAAUAAGUUAUAAAAAAGAAAGAAACGCAUAUCUUGAAAAAGAGAAGAAGAAAAGAAAAUUUCUAAUGCCGAGGCAAAUACUUACAUGGAAGACGGUACUGGGAAUCCUGCAAACACCAUAUACAUUGGUAACCUUGACCAAAGAGUCACAGAAACGAUGUUGCAUGAGAUCUUUGAGACAGUUGGACCCGUUGUUAGUGUAAAAAUUGUAUCUGUUAGAAGACACGCUUCUUAUGCUGGUGUCAAUUACGCUUUUGUUGAAUUUGCUGAUCAAAAAGUAGCAGAACUCGCUAUUCAAGACAUGAAUGGCAGAAAAAUCUUUAAUUAUGAAAUAAGAGCAAACUGGGCCCAACAAUCCAAUCACCAAGCAAAAGAAGACACAGCUAAUCAUUUCCAUAUCUUUGUCGGUGAUAUUGCACCAGAAAUCACAGAUGAAGCACUUUAUCAAGUAUUCUCAGUAUUUGGAUCCAUGUCUCAAGCGCAUGUUAUGUGGGAUCCAGUAUCAGGAAAAUCAAGAGGCUUUGGCUUUGUUGCAUUUAGAGAUAAGGCAGAUGCAGAACAAGCUAUUGCUACCAUGAAUGGCGAAUGGCUAGGUUCUCGAGCCAUUCGUUGUAAUUGGGCUACACAAAAAGGUCAGACAGCCACGCCUGCUCCUCAACCAGGACAGCAAUUACCCUAUGAAAUUGUUAUUCAUCAAACACCUCCUUAUGUUACUAGCAUUUAUGUUGGUAACUUGCCUAUCAAUGUGUCUCAGGCUGAACUGGUACAACCAUUCCAACGAUUUGGAUAUGUUCAAGAAGUAAAACUUCAAGCUGAUCGUGGAUUUGCUUUUGUAAAGAUGGAUACACACGAAAAUGCUGCUAAUGCCAUUGUUCAUUUACAAAAUAUCAAUAUAAAUGGCAAUGCCGCCAAGCUCUCUUGGGGCAAAGAUCGUCCUCCUCCAGGCUGGCAAAACUACAAUGGUUAUCAUCAUCACCAUCAUCAACAACAACAACAGCAGAACUGGAAUAAUCCAAUGCAAUACAGAGGAAAUCAUCGCAGCACUGUACAAAACACAAAUAUGUUUGGUAUUCCUGCUCAUUUAACAAAUGGGUAUGCUUUCCAUAAUACUUCCAAUAUUCCUAGCCUUGAUCCUCAUACUGGUUCAGUUGUUGCAGCCGCUCAUGCUGCUCAAUGGAACGAACAAGCUGCAGUUGCUAUUCAGCAGCAACAACAGAAACAAUUGUAUGGUCAAUACAAUCCAAACAGCCGUUAAAAUAAAUUUGCUUCUCCUUUUUUUUCAUAUA
Gilbertella persicaria is the source of this 1308-nucleotide messenger RNA. RefSeq lists its product as uncharacterized. The record is from RefSeq and is a predicted model, not a curated record. NCBI's taxonomy places the organism in Eukaryota, Fungi, Mucoromycota, Mucoromycetes, Mucorales, Choanephoraceae. Gene Ontology annotation, biological process: nuclear-transcribed mRNA catabolic process, nonsense-mediated decay; regulation of mRNA stability; cytoplasmic stress granule assembly. The transcript has 9 exons. Gene Ontology annotation, cellular component: cytoplasmic stress granule. Gene Ontology annotation, molecular function: mRNA binding. The coding region runs from base 108 to 1277 and encodes 389 amino acids.